AGGAGCUGGUGUGUUCGUCGCCCUGCAUCCACGAGGGACGGUGGGGCGCGCGGGGAGCGGCGCCGGGCGGCGGGGGGACCUCUGGGUCAGUGUCGGGCCUGCGAGCGCUGUUCCGCGGCGGCUUCUCGCGGGCUCCCGCCGCUUGUGGUCUCGUCUGCGGUCUGAGCUGCUGCGCGGAGGCGCGGGGCCGCAGCUGCGCGAGGAGCGCGUCGGUGCGUCACCUUCCUGCUGGUCAGCGCCGGUCUGCCUGCCGGCAGGUGCGGUCUUGCAAAGCUUCGGGUUUGAAAGCUUUGCUGUGGGUUGGUGGCUUUCAAGGACGUGUACUUUGGGAGACCGGUGUUGGAAAUUAACAUCUCUUCUAGCUUUUACAUUAUUUAAAUACAGUAGUGUCAUUGGACUAAAAUGUUCCUGAUGUCAACCUCUUCAGAGUUAAACAGUGGGCAGAACUUCUUAACCCAGUGGAUGACCAGUCCUUCUAGGGCUGGGGUCAUAUUAAAUCGUGGAUUUCCUAUUUUGGAAGCAGAGGAAGAGAAGCGAGCAAAUGUGAACAUUUCUACCAACUCUCCUAUUAAACCCACAGAUUUUUCAAAUAGCUUCAGCUUUAUAAGUGAAGAAGAUUCACUUCAUGAAGAACAGAAGUUGGAGCCCAACAGCCCUUAUAAGUUACAAACAGAUAAAUCUGAAACACAGAGAGUCUUUCCUUCAACUAAAGAGGGAACACAAAUAGUGGCAUGUGAGCAUGCUCCUGGACACUGGGAAGAUAACAAAAAUGACUUUAUUUCAGAUCCUGGGAGUGAAUUCAAAGAAGUGGCUUAUAAAGACCCACUUUUUAAGAAGCUUGAACAGCUGAAAGAAGUACAACAGAAGAAGCAGGAACAACUGAAGAGGCAACAGUUAGAGCAACUGCAAAGGCUCAUGGAGGAACAGGAGAAGCUGCUCGCCAUGGUGUCUGGGCAGCAUACACUCCCAGGUUUAACUCUAGUGCCUGAUGACCAGAGCCAGAAGUACAGAUCUCCAGGAAAUUCAGCCACUGUAGAGAAACCCACGCCCUUCUUACCAUCAUAUAUCUACCAGAAUCAAACCCAAGAAAAAAAACACACUUCCAACAUUUUAUCCGAUGAACAAAACAACUUCCGUAGAACUACGCAUCAAGAUGUUGUCUUAACUUCAAAAAGUGGUGCUUCUCCCAAUUUGUUUUAUGAGGCUCAAUAUCAAGAAGCACUUGUGAAAAAAAAUGAUUUGAAGGAAGAGAACCAUAACCAUCCUAAAGGAGAAGGUAUUUUACCAUGUUCGGAGAAAAUGACGGAAGAGAUUCAGGAAGGGAACGAUACGAACUUAAAAAAAAUUGGUGAUUCCUCAGAAGUGGUUAAUAUUGAAGAAAGGCCUAUUAAAGCUGCUAUUAGAGAAAGGAAACAAACCUUUGAAGACUACUUAGAAGAACAAAUUCGGUUGGAAGAACAAGAACUGAAACAAAAACAGCUAAGGGAAGCAGAAGGAUCCUUGCUAAUCAAAGCAAAACCAAAACAACCAUUCUUAAAACGAGGAGAAGGUUUAGCUAGAUUUACUAAUGCUAAAUCUAAGUUUCAGAAGGGGAGAGAAAGUAAACUAGUCACUACUCAGAGCAUUUCAGAGGACAAACCUGUGUUUAAAUUAGAUAAGCAACAAUUCCAGCGGAAAACUGCUCUCAUAAGUAAAGAACUGUGUACAGAGAACCUUCCUGUCAAAAAGAACAGUAAAACCAGAACAAAGAGUGGUUGUGUCACACUCAGUCAGAAGCCGAAAGUGCUUAAGGGUAACAAUAGGAAAAGUCUCUCUCCAGCAGGAUUGAAGAUACUGGCAGGGAAGAAAUGUGACGGGCAAUUUAGAGGUCAGAUCAAUUUAGAAAAAAAGGUAGAAUCUAAUAAUAAAGAAAAUGUACCCGAGUGUACAAAACCUUGUGACGUUGGUUGCAAAAUCUGGAAUAAGACACAAGGUAAAGACAGACUUCCCCUUUCGACAGGGCUGGCCAGCUGCGUGGCUUCUAAGAGCCCAGUAAGUGAGACUUUGAAAGAGUCAGAAUCUUCUCUUGACAUUUCUCUAGAGAAAAAGUUAGAGAAUUGGGAACGAGAAAAGGAAAAGGAAAAUUUGGAAUUAGAUGAAUUUUUGUUUUUAGAACAAGCUGCUGAUGAAAUAUCAUUUUCUAGUAAUUCCUCAUUUGUACUGAAGAUCUUAGAGAGGGACCAACAGAUCUGCAGAGGUCACCGGCUGUCUUCUACUCCUGUCAAAGCUGUGCAGCAAGAGAAGACACCACCACCAGGUCCCAUUAGUGAGUGCAAGCAAAAUGAGGGUCCAGACCGUACCAAGUGUGAAAGUCAGGCUGAGUGUGAGCUUGCACCCCAGCGGCCUGAUUCAGUGUCCUCACCUGAUGGACCGCAGGAGCAGUCCUGUAAGGUCAGUAGGAAAGUGUUCCAAAUGAGCACUUGUGAAAGUCCAACUAGGUGGAAUGCAAGCGAUGACGGAGGUGGUACAGACAGUGGUGAUAGCACUGAUUCUGAGGAACAGCUUGAUGUCACCAUAAAACCAUCAACUGAGGAUAAAGAGAGGGGUUUCAGCAGCAGAGAAGAUAGUCCACAAGUCUGUGAUGGGAGGGGACCUUUAAGGGACACCAGGACUCAAGAAGAAGAUAAGAGGAGAGAUGUUGAUUUAGAUUUGUCUGAUAAAGAUUACAGUAGUGACGAGUCUAUCAUAAUAACAAGCUUGAAAAAUAAAGCUUCUGAUUCCUCAAGAGGACACCCAUCUAUGAGUAAAAUUGACUUUGAUGAUGAAAGAACUUGGACUGACCUUGAAGAUGAUUCAUUUAAACAUGAUGUUAUUCUUGGGAAUGAAGCCAUUUAUGGGAUUCCCCAGACAACCUACCCUAAUAAGAGUGAAAUAUGUGUACUGGACAAAACAAUAAAAAGGAAGGUUGCACCGGUCAAGAAGGGAGAAGGCUUGAAUAAAUCCAGUAGGAGCACAAGUCCUCCUCCUACCUCGGAUCUGAUGAUGAAAUUCUUCCCUUCUUUGAAACCAAAAUCAAAAUCAGAUUCACGCUUGGGAAAUGAACCCAAGUUAAACAUAAAUCAAGACCAACCACCUGGUGACAACGCUCGAUCUCAAGUUUUGAGAGAGAAAGUUACUGAAUUGGAGACAGAAAUAGAAAAAUUUAAAGCUGAGAACACAUCUUUAGCUAAACUUCGCAUUGAACGAGAAAGUGCCUUGGAAAAACUCAGGAAAGAAAUUGCUGACUUUGAGCAACAGAAAGCAAAAGAAUUGGCUCGAGUAGAGGAGUUUAAAAAGGAGGAAAUGAGGAAAUUACAAAAGGAACGCAAAGUUUUUGAAAAGUAUUCUACAGUUGCGAGAACUUUUCCGGAUAAAAAAGAACGUGAAGAAAUACAAGCUUUGAAGCAGCAGAUAGCAGAUUUACAGGAAGAUUUGAAAAGAAAGGAAGCAAAAUGGUCCAGUACACAUGGCCGCCUUAGAAGCCAGAUAGAAAUGUUGGUCAAAGAGAACACAGACCUCCGGGAGGAAAUAAAAGUGAUGGAACGAUUCCGACUAGAUGCCUGGAAGAAAGCCGAAGCCACUGAGAGCAGCACCAGGAUGGGUCAGUGUGUGACGGCCUCGAGAAGAGACGGGUCCACGAAGUCAUCAGUUCGAUUUCAAAAGAGUCAAGUUUCUUCAGGAACCCAGGUAGAAAAGUACAAAAAAAACUAUUUGCCAACACAAGGCAAUCCAUCUCGAAGAUCCAAGUCUGUGUCUCGUGAUUUAGGAAAUUCGGAUAAGGGCCAAACAGCCUCACCCAGGGAGCCACCUGAACCAGUGAACUCUCCAGAUCCUGAAUGUAAAGAAGAGGAUGAAAAAGAAGAAAAAGAAGAAAUUCAGGGAGAAAUCAGCCAUCCUGAUGGAAAGAUAGAAAAGGUUUAUAAGAAUGGGUGCCAUGUUAUAUUGUUUCCAAAUGGAACCCGAAAAGAAGCGAGUGCAGAUGGAAAGACGGUCACUGUCACUUUCUUCAACGGUGACAUCAAGCAGGUCACGCCGGAUGGGAGAGUGAUCUACUACUACGCAGCCACACACACCACCCACACCACGUACCCAGAAGGACUGGAAGUCUUACAUUUCUCCAGCGGACAGAUAGAAAAACAUUUCCCAGAUGGAAGAAAAGAAAUCACGUUUCCUGAUCAGACUAUCAAAAACUUGUUUGCUGAUGGGCAAGAAGAAAGCAUUUUCCCAGAUGGUACAAUUGUCAGAGGGCAACGAGAUGGCAACAAAAUCAUAGAGUUUAAUAAUGGCCAAAGAGAACUACAUACGGCCCAGUUCAAGAGACGGGAGUAUCCAGAUGGCACUGUUAAAACUGUGUAUACAAACGGUCUUCAAGAAACCAAAUAUUCAUCUGGUCGAGUAAGAGUUAAAGACAAGGAUGGUAAUGUUCUAAUGGACACAAAACUGUCAUGAUCCUUGUGUAUGGCUCAUCAUGAAAUAACACUAACUUGAUUUUCUUCUUUAAAAAAUGUACAUUUCUUGUGGAUUCUGUGGUUUAAUUUAUAUAUACUGUGUGUGUGUGUAUAUAUAUAAAUGGAAAAGAUUGUUUGGAAUAUAAAAUAAAACUUGAUGCCUUUUUUAAUAAUGUUUGAAAUGCACAGGGACAGCUUUCAUUUUUAGUUCACCUACCUUGUCUUUCUACGGUUCUAACCAGUAUAGACUUUUAACAAGUGGAUGCUUUCAUUGGUUGGAGAUGGUUAUGAGAGCCAAGAAGUACAAGAAACACAGUAUCACAGAUUUUCCCACCACCUACCAGUCCUAUGAAGGUCUUGCUCAGAAAGUUUACUGAAGGAGUAAGAGGAUUUCUCCAGUCAAGAUAUUACUGUGCUCAAUUAGUACUAAAAUUAAAGCAUUAUCUACCACAGAGGUCACAGAAUUGGAAGUUAAAACAGUGACUGAAUACAAAUAAACAAACAGUAAAACAGGCAGAAGAGUUCAUUCUACGAGUGCAGAUAAAUCUCAUAGGAGGAGAAAGCAGUUGUAAGGACGGUGACAGCUGAGAAAGGUGGGGGCAUGAAAACUAACCAGCCAGUGUUAACUGAUUGAUAGACCACAGGUGCCUUGACCUUAUUACCUGUAAGAAAGACAGGGCCGACAGAAGCAAGAUGUCCUUGAAGGGGGGGGCCAAGUCACCUACAAGUAGAUUUACAUAGUAAGUUUGGUCUAGUCACUUAGUGCAGUCUGACAGUAAUGCUGGCAGUAACUCAGUUUUUAAAAAAAAGCCACAUGUAUUAAUUCCAGGUGAUUUAAAACUGAAUAACAAAAAAGUUGAAAACUUUUCAAAGAAAAUAAUUAUAUGUAUUACCUCAGGAAUAGAGAAAGAUUUUUAAAUUUUAUUAUUUUUUUUUGGUUGUGCCGCACCUCUUGGGGGAUCUCAGUUCCCAGACCAGGGACUGAACCCAGGCCACAGCAGUGAAAGUGCCAAAUCCUAACCCCUAGACCAUCAGGGAGCUCCCUAGAGAAAGAUUUUUAAAUGAGACACAGCACAAACCUUAAAAGGUUGAUGAGUCAAAAGUUUCUGUUUGUCCAAAGAUACCACAAAAGAGAGAAAAGUCACAGCCUAGGAAAAGAAACACGUAUCUGACAAAGGAUUAGUAACCAGAAUAAAUAAAGAAUCCCUAUUAGUUAAAAUAGGUAAUUACAAACAAAGGAUAUUAAUAAGCAAUAAACUGACUAAAACCAGUAAAUGCAUAUUUCAACAAUGAGGUACCUUUUUACGUUAUUGUCAUAAACUGGCAAACAAUGGUCUGGCCACACCACGUGUUGGCAAGGAACUUGGACUACUGAUGGUAGAAUUAGCUGGUAAAAUCACUUCUUUGGAAAGCAAUUGCCGCAUGACCUAGUACUAAAUUCCACUAAAGUAUGUUUACUAGAAAACCCCUCACAGGUGCAUAAGGGGUUGUACAGUAGAGUAUCUGUAAUUGAGAAAAAACUGUUAACAACCUAAAUAUCUAACAACAGAGUAAAUUAUAUGCACAGAUGGAUGUAACGGUGAAAGUGAAUAAAAUAGAGCUAUGCAUACCAAUAUGCAUUAUAUAGUGGAAAUAAGGGAAAAAAGGUAAUUGUGUGAUACUGCACACACUUAAAAAUAUACAGAGCAACACUAUGUCUUGUUUAUGGAUGCAUGCAUAUACAAUAAAAUUAUAAAGAGCUAUAUAAGAACGAUAAACACCAAAUUCACAGUAUUCACCUCCUCUGUAAGAAACAGAAUGACUGGGGAAGGGUAGAACAGGGGCCUACAACUGUGCUGAUGAUGUCUUGUUUAUUCAGCUGAAUGUACAUUAGUUAUAAAAUGAACUAAAUAUGCUUUUUCUAACAUG
This is a messenger RNA of Balaenoptera acutorostrata (minke whale), 6374 nucleotides long. RefSeq names its product centromere protein J (gene CPAP). Gene Ontology annotation, biological process: cilium assembly; centriole elongation. Gene Ontology annotation, molecular function: tubulin binding. Gene Ontology annotation, cellular component: centriole; nucleus; centrosome. NCBI's taxonomy places the organism in Eukaryota, Metazoa, Chordata, Mammalia, Artiodactyla, Balaenopteridae. The transcript has 17 exons. The record is from RefSeq and is a predicted model, not a curated record. Bases 403 to 4467 code for a protein of 1354 amino acids.